AUGUCUACAGAGACGGUUUCUUAUUGGUGUUACCGAUGCAGUCGUUUUGUGAGAUUAGCGAGACACGAAACGGUGGUUUGCCCUGAUUGCGACAGCGGGUUUCUCGAGGAAGUUGAUCAACCGUCGCGCUCUCUCCGUGUAGACUCCCGCCGACGACGUUUUCCGGCGGCAGCUAUGUACAUGAUCGGUCAACGUCCUGGUUCUGUUUCCAGUUCUGGUUCCGGUUCGGGUUCCGAUCAUAAUCAUAAUUUCCGUCCACCUUCUAUACAUAGAACUCGCCGCAACGGUGGUGAACGAUCUCCUUUUAAUCCGGUUAUAGUCCUUCGCGGCGGCGGUGGAUCGAUGGAGGUAACAGAAGGUAACAACGGUGGUGGUGGAGAGAGUCGUGGAUUUGAGCUUUUCUAUGACGACGGUGCUGGUUCUGGAUUAAGACCUUUACCUCCGAGUAUGUCAGAGUUUCUUCUUGGAUCUGGAUUUGAUAGAUUGUUGGAGCAGCUUUCUCAGAUUGAAAUCAAUGGUAUUUCGAGAUAUGAACAUCCUCCGGCGACAAAAUCGGCUAUUGAUUCUUUACCGACGAUUGAAAUUGAUAAUACUCAUUUGGAAAUGGAAUCGCACUGUGCAGUUUGUAAGGAAGCUUUUGAGUUAACUACCGUUGUUAGAGAAAUGCCUUGUAAGCAUAUUUAUCAUCCUGAAUGUAUUUUACCUUGGCUUGCACUUCAUAAUUCUUGCCCCGUUUGUCGUCAUGAGUUACCAUCUGAUUCGGAUGCUGGAACAAAUGGAACAAAUGUAAAUGUUCAACCACAAUCACAAUCGCAAUCAGAAGCAUUACCACAAACGCACUCGCAAUCGAUUGGUUUGAAUGAGGAAGAGAGUAAUGUUGGGUUAACUAUUUGGAGAUUGCCGGGUGGUGGGUUUGCCGUGGGGAGAUUUUCAGGUGGGAGGAGAGGGGCUGAGAGGGAACUGCCUGUUGUUUAUACAGAAAUGGAUGGUGGGUUUAAUAAUGGUGGUGAACCGAGGAGGAUUUCUUGGUCUUCUAUUGGGAGUAGAGGGAGGGAGAGAGGUGGUGGUUUGAGAAGGUUUUUUGGGAGUUUUUUGUGGUGUUUUGGGGGUGGAGUUGAGAAUCGACAUGUUGUUUCGAGUAGAGAGAUGAGAUCUUUGAGGACUAAUUCGCCUCAUUCUUCGAGUAUGGAUCCGUCCCCAAGGUCGCGUAGGACUUGGUCUAUGGAUGUAAACAGUGGAAUGAGAUCAUGGUAG
Molecule: messenger RNA, 1254 nt
Organism: Vicia faba (fava bean)
Lineage: Eukaryota; Viridiplantae; Streptophyta; Magnoliopsida; Fabales; Fabaceae
Source: the annotation of a GenBank genome assembly